Morchella sextelata is the source of this 645-nucleotide messenger RNA. RefSeq lists its product as uncharacterized. Bases 1 to 645 code for a protein of 214 amino acids. The record is from RefSeq and is a predicted model, not a curated record. Lineage: Eukaryota; Fungi; Ascomycota; Pezizomycetes; Pezizales; Morchellaceae. The transcript has 2 exons.
AUGGCCCCUACCAACCCUCCCACAAAGAUUGCAAACCAAUGGCCCUCAAUCACCGAGGCGGGGUUCACCCGUCUUGAUGCCGUUGCCCCUGUCCCGGGAAAGAAUGACAAGUUCUAUGUCUUCCGCGGCUCACAAUACAUCCGAAUCCACGUUGAUGCAGCUACCCUUAAAGACAGCAUGACCGGGCACCGGGUUGCACGUGAUAUACAGACUUGGUCUACCAUCAAGAAUGCCGGCUUUACCACCAUCGAUGCCGCGAUGCGCGUACCCGGGAAGGAUGAUCAGUUAUACUUCUUCUCUGGCGGGAAAUACCUACGGUGCAAACUAGACAUGUCUUCACUAUCCGACACUCCGUAUGACAGCGUCGAUGCGACCAUGGAGGUCCCCGGACAUCCCAACCAGUUUUACAUGUUCCAUGGAGCGAACUAUGUCAGGUUCAGAAUCGACCCCGAGACCCUUCGUGAGGAUCGACAUGCGCAGGGAAAUAUUCAGGACAACUGGCCAACCUUGAAGGAAGCGGGGUUCUCCACGGUUGAUGCGUGUAUGCCUGUUCCGGGCAAAGACGAUCAGGUCUAUGUAUUCUCUGGGACUGAGUACAUCAAAAUCAAGAUCGACAAGCAAACAUUGAGGGACACUCGCGUUUAG